AUGAUCCCGCUUCUCUUGCUGAUCAGCACUAAACCCCAUAAUAUCUCUCCCGUGGGUCUUGUGGAUCUCUCCUCUUCCCGUUCUCUCCUCCGCUCCCUUUCUUGGCCAUCUCUUUAUCUGUUCAUUCAAGGCAACACCAGUGCAAAGUCUCAAUGUCAACUCAACCUCUACAGCCGAGUCUUUCACCAGCCCUUCAUCUUCAUCACUCCUAACCACACCUCAAAACUGUUCACCCUCCCUAGCUCACUCGCCUUCAAGUAUGGAAACUCAAAACUCACUCACCCUCCCAAAACAGCCACCCACACAAGCAACUUUCAUCACUUCAUCCCGCAUGUUCUCAUCUCCAUCUCAAUCAAAGUGAGCCCUGACUUUUCAUCCAAACUUCAUUCUCUAUUCAUUCUAUCUCUUUUAAAAACGCUACCUUAUCGUCAUUAA
Molecule: messenger RNA, 435 nt
Organism: Podospora pseudocomata
Lineage: Eukaryota; Fungi; Ascomycota; Sordariomycetes; Sordariales; Podosporaceae
Exons: 3
Coding region: 1-435 (144 amino acids)
Source: RefSeq, a predicted model, not a curated record